AUGAAGUACAUAGCAGCGCUAUUUGCCGUCUUGACCAUUAUUGGUCUGGGACAAGCUCAUCAAUUUGAGGACUUUGGCAAAGGUCCUCUUCACGAAGAUAUCCAGGACUUUUUGGACUUUGUUCCUUACCAAGAAAUUCAAGGCAUCGUUUCGGAUUACAUAUCAAACGAUCCGGAAGUACAGAAAGCUUUUAGUGAUCUUUUAAGUUCGUCCGUAUUAAGAGACCUGAUGGUAGAUUGGGAAGCUAUUCCUGAAAUGAUUAACAUUUUAAAUUAUGUGCAAAAAGAAGGCGUCGAUAUUUAUUCAUUAGUAAACAAAGCUAACAAAGCUCUCAAUAUCGAUGAGAUCGUACCACCUUCUCAUUUGUAUUCCCCGGUCAUACAGAGAACUGGUGGGAUUGUAGGACUAUUCAAAGAUAUUACGGAUGUGACUCCUCUUGCCGAUUUCAUUCAUACUUACGUGCAAAAAAUGAAAAAUUCUUCACCUUUCGUCAAUUUUGUCAACCAACUCAAGUCAGACAACAGCCAGCGGGCCGUAGACAAAGUCUAUCAAAUUAAAUCCUUGCAGAUCAUUUUAAAUGUACUCAAAACCAGUGGAGUAAAUACGCAAAUUACAGCUGACAUCUUGUAUAUAGUCCUCGGCCUUACCGUACCGAACCAUGUUACUGUUUAUCAGGAACGUACGCUGGAAGACGAAUUGAUGGACUUUGUGAAUCUUCUUCCGGUAGAUCAGAUUACUGAAAUAGUCUUAAAAUAUGUAGCCCAAGAUGAAAAAGUACAACAUUCUCUGAAAUAUUUAUAUACACCAGAAUUCCACUCCAAUCUGCGCGAUGUUGAAGCUCUUAAAGAACAUCAAGUAUUAGUAGUAUAUCUGGAGAAAGCUGGAUUGAAGGUUACUGAUUACAUCAAAAAAUUUCACAAGGACAUUGGCAUGGAAGAUUACGUGCCACCUAAAAUACAGAGCAUUUUCAAAUCUGAAAUUGGAAUACAAAAGAUCGGUGAUGGGAUCAAAGGAAUGUUGAAGGAUAUUUAUGAUAUAAUACCUUUGGACAAGAUUGAAGCUGUUUACAAUGAGAAAUUGCAGAAUUCCAAGGUCUUUGCCGAUUUCAUUGAGAAAAUAACAUCCUCGGAAUUUCAGAAAUUAGCCAAUGAUCUGUAUGUAAAUCCAACUUUACAAAAUUGUUUGACGAAUGCCAAAGAGAAUGGAUGGGAACUACCCGAGCUGACGAAAUUUUUUACUAGAAUGUUUGGUUUUAAGCUUCCAUAUUAAAAUAUAUGUCAUAUUUUAAGCGCUUGUUUUAAAUGUAUGUUCUUUUAUGUCGUUACUAUAUGAUGUAAUAUAUGAUGUUAAUGUUAAAAUAAAAAUUUAUAUACA
Messenger RNA from Cyphomyrmex costatus, 1374 nucleotides. RefSeq lists its product as uncharacterized. The record is from RefSeq and is a predicted model, not a curated record. The coding region runs from base 1 to 1269 and encodes 422 amino acids. Lineage: Eukaryota; Metazoa; Arthropoda; Insecta; Hymenoptera; Formicidae. The transcript has a single exon.